AUUUUUGCUUUGUUGUUCAAUUUGUCUCUUUGCCAUGAUCGACAUUUCAAACUUACACGUAAAGUCUUCCUUUUUUAACCUACAAAACACACUCUGCACCACUAGAAUCAAGAAACCACAAGUAUUUUCUUCAAAAUCGAUAAAAAUGGCUUCUUUACUAUUCCCAACGCCACCAACAACCACCACCAACACUCGCUUACUUCCUUCACUUCCUCUUCGCCACACAAAACCCAUAAUUCUCCGUUCCCACUCAUCAUCACCACCCUCAUCUCGCCGGAAAAAUCUCCUCCCUCCACUCCGAGUAGCUGCCCCACCUUCCCCCUCCACCACCGACACUUCCAUUGAUCCAGAAUUCGAAGAAUCCGAAACCAGUUUUUCGUCGAAAUUCUCAUGGAGAGAUCACUGGUACCCUAUAUCCCUAAUCGAAGACCUCGAUCCAAACCUCGCAACCCCUUUCACUCUCCUCAAUCGUGACCUCGUUAUCUGGUUCGACAAAACUAACAACCAAUGGGUUGCUUUUGACGACAAAUGCCCUCAUCGCCUUGCUCCUUUAUCGGAAGGAAGGAUUGAUGAAAACGGACACCUACAGUGUUCUUACCAUGGAUGGUCCUUCGAUGGAUCCGGAUCCUGUUCUCGGAUCCCUCAGGCAUCAUCAGAAGGACCCGAAGCUCGAGCUGUUCAAUCACCAAGAGCAUGUGCUACCAGGUUUCCAACAAUGGUGUCUCAAGGUUUGCUCUUUGUAUGGCCUGAUGAAAAUGGUUUAGAACGAGCCCGUGCCACUCAGCCUCCUAUGUUGCCUGAUGACUUUGAAAACCCUGAAUUUUCAACAGUCACAAUUCAACGUGAUCUGUUCUAUGGAUACGAUACUCUCAUGGAGAAUGUUUCUGAUCCCUCACACAUUGAUUUUGCUCAUCAUAAGGUUACAGGGAGGAGGGAUAGAGCUAAACCACUACCAUUUAAAAUGGAUUCCACUGGUCAUUGGGGGUUUUCUGGUGAAAACGAAGGGAACCCAAAAAUCAGUGCUAAGUUUAUCGCGCCUUGCUAUUAUAUAAACAAGAUAGAGAUUGACACAAAACUCCCUAUUGUGGGUGAUCAAAAGUGGGUAAUUUGGAUUUGUUCCUUCAAUGUCCCAAUGGCACCUGGAAAGACUCGUUCCAUUGUUUGCAGUGCUAGAAAUUUCUUUCAGUUUACAAUGCCCGGGCCCGCAUGGUGGCAGGUUGUUCCAAGGUGGCAUGAACAUUGGACAUCAAACAAAGUAUACGAUGGUGAUAUGAUUGUUCUUCGAGGUCAAGAAAAAGUCUUUUUAUCACAAUCAAUGGAAGAUGUCAACAAAAACUACACAAAACUCACAUUUACCCCAACACAAGCUGAUCGAUUUGUAUUAGCAUUCAGAAACUGGCUUAGAAGACAUGGAAAAAGUCAACCCGAAUGGUUUGGUCAACCCAACAUCCAAUCACUACCCUCCACAUACCUAUCCAAACGCCAGAUGUUGGAUAGAUUUGAGCAACAUACAUUGAAAUGUUCUUCGUGUAAGAAAGCUCAUGAAAGAUUUGAGACAUUGAAGAAGGUUUUAGUGGGAGGAUGUGUUGUACUUUGUGCUGCUGCUGCUGUACCUUCGGAGAUACAAAUGCGUGUUGUUUUUGCGGGAUUUGCGGUUUUGAGUGCUGUUUUGGCUUAUUAUUGUCAUGAACUACAGAAGAAUUUUGUUUUUGUGGAUUAUGUGCAUGCUGAUAUUGAUUAAACUUGGUAUAAUGUGGAUUUUUUGUAUUGUUAGUGAACUAUAUUGAUGUGUUUAAUACUUUGUUUAUAGAAAUUAGAUGGUGGUGUUAUACUUUAGGAUCAGAAACAUGUAUAGUUUUAAAGAUUUUAUGAACCAAGAUUUGUAUGCAUAUAAAAUGAUG
Molecule: messenger RNA, 1901 nt
Organism: Lactuca virosa
Lineage: Eukaryota; Viridiplantae; Streptophyta; Magnoliopsida; Asterales; Asteraceae
Source: the annotation of a GenBank genome assembly